AAAUCCCACGAAGAAACGGAGCGCAGGAGCCCAAAUCGCUCCCCCCUCACUCCUCGCCAUUAUUUAUUUAUCCCCUCGUCCUCCACCUCUGCCGCCUGAUUUGCUUCCGCCACCGGCGGCCACCCCCACCUCCCCUCCUCCGCCCACUCAUCACUUCCGCCGCCGCCGCCGCACCAUCUUCACCUCACGACUACACCAACCACAAGACCAGUAGCGCCUCCCCCAACGGGAAGAAUCCAUUCAACCAGUCCACGAUCGGCGGCACCCCAUCUUUGACUCGGACUCCGCGUCCAGAUCUAGGCGCAUGGGCCGAGGAACGAUGAACGGAGGCGCUGCCUCCCCGGCGGCCGCGGCGGCGACGCCGCCCCACCGGCGGCUGCCGGACUUCCUCCAGAGCGUGAACCUCAAGUACGUGAAGCUGGGGUACCAUUACCUCAUCACCCACUUGCUCACGCUGAUGCUGCUCCCGCUCAUGGCCGUGAUCAUCCUCGAGGCCGGGCGCACCGACCCCAACGACCUGCGCCAGCUCUGGCUCCACCUCCAGUUCAACCUCGUCUCCGUGCUCGUCCUCUCCGCCGUCCUCGUCUUCGGCGCCACCGUCUACGUGCUCACCCGCCCCCGUUCCGUCUACCUCGUCGACUUCGCCUGCUACAAGCCGCCAGCCCACCUCCAGGUCCGCUUCGAGGAGUUCAUGCGCCACUCAAAGCUCUGCGGCUUCUCCGACGACGCGCUCGAGUUCCAGCGCAAGAUCCUCGAGCGCUCCGGCCUCAGCGAGGAGACCUACGUCCCCGAGGCCAUGCACUCACUCCCGCCCCAGCCCACAAUGGCCAACGCCCGCGCCGAGGCCGAGAUAGUCAUGUUCGGCGCGCUCGACAACCUCUUCAAGUCCACCGGCGUCAAGCCCAAGGACGUCGGCAUCCUCGUCGUCAACUGCAGUCUCUUCAACCCCACGCCGUCCCUCUCCGCCAUGAUCGUGAACAGGUACAAGCUCCGGGGAAACAUCCGGAGCUUCAACCUCGGAGGGAUGGGCUGCAGCGCCGGUGUCAUCGCCGUCGACCUCGCGCGCGACAUGCUGCAGGUGCACCGCAACACCUACGCCGUGGUGGUCAGCACGGAGAACAUCACCCAGAACUGGUACUUCGGGAACCGCAAGUCGAUGCUGAUACCCAACUGCCUGUUCCGCGUCGGCGGCGCGGCCGUGCUGCUCUCUAACCGCGGCGCCGACCGCCGGCGCGCCAAGUACAGCCUCAAGCACGUCGUGCGCACGCACAAGGGCGCGGACGACAAGGCGUUCAACUGCGUGUACCAGGAGCAGGACGACGAUGGCAAGACCGGCGUGUCGCUGUCCAAGGACCUCAUGGCCAUCGCCGGCGGCGCGCUCAAGACGAACAUCACCACGCUGGGCCCGCUCGUACUGCCUGUCAGCGAGCAGCUCCUCUUCUUCGCCACGCUCGUCGCCAAGAAGCUGUUCAACGCCAAGAUCAAGCCCUACAUCCCGGACUUCAAGCUGGCGUUCGAGCACUUCUGCAUCCACGCCGGCGGGCGCGCCGUGAUCGACGAGCUCGAGAAGAACCUGCAGCUGAGCCCGGCGCACGUCGAGGCGUCCCGGAUGACGCUCCACCGGUUCGGCAACACGUCGAGCAGCUCCAUCUGGUACGAGCUCGCCUACAUGGAGGCCAAGGGCCGCGUCCGCCGCGGCCACCGCAUCUGGCAGAUCGCGUUCGGCAGCGGGUUCAAGUGCAACAGCGCGGUCUGGCAGGCUCUGCGCAACGUCAAGCCGUCGCCCAACAGCCCAUGGGAGGACUGCGUUGACCGCUACCCAGUGGAGCUCGUCGAUGGCUUCCCCACACACAAGCCGCAGCAAUAGCAUCCCCCAUGGCCACAUCCAUCCAUGCUCCCUCCAAUACAGAAAUCUUAGCAUGGAUCAGACCAAAUCCAAACCUCAUAUGGAUAGUUGUGACAUAAUGGGGCUGCCUUUUCCAGUGCGUGAUUGCAUUGGAAGAAUCUCUUGGCCUGCUGCAGGUCUGCUCUGUUCUGUAACUGCGUGUUCGUCAGCAUUGGAUCGUUGGUGUGUACUUCAUGGAUCAUCCGGUCUGGGAGAGCAUGAGGGGUCCUGCCCGGCGCCUGUGGUAAGUUUGCUGAUGAGGUCAAGGUUAGCAUAUUGUUGUAUGUACAUUUGUCUGAUUAGCCAUUGCUGCCGAUUGUCAUUUACUGCUAGACAGUGGUCCUUAGGAGGGGUCAUUCUUUUUAUUUUACAAAAGGGAUUCAUGGUGAAAGACAGAAGUAGUGUCUUGAGUGUGUCGACGGAUCGAUGGAGUAUGUAUUUGUCCGGUUCAAUUGGAAAUUUUGCUCUUUCUUAGCUAUGUUACUGAACUGGCCUUUGAUGACUCGAUGUAUGCAUCAUAUCAUAUUA
Molecule: messenger RNA, 2413 nt
Organism: Phragmites australis (common reed)
Lineage: Eukaryota; Viridiplantae; Streptophyta; Magnoliopsida; Poales; Poaceae
Product: 3-ketoacyl-CoA synthase 4-like
Exons: 1
Coding region: 305-1867 (520 amino acids)
Biological process (GO): fatty acid biosynthetic process
Cellular component (GO): membrane
Molecular function (GO): acyltransferase activity, transferring groups other than amino-acyl groups
Source: RefSeq, a predicted model, not a curated record